Messenger RNA from Salvia miltiorrhiza (redroot sage), 2060 nucleotides. RefSeq names its product chaperone protein dnaJ 16-like. NCBI's taxonomy places the organism in Eukaryota, Viridiplantae, Streptophyta, Magnoliopsida, Lamiales, Lamiaceae. The transcript has 11 exons. Bases 579 to 1820 code for a protein of 413 amino acids. The record is from RefSeq and is a predicted model, not a curated record.
CACUGAUGCGUCCUUAAAUAAAAAAAUCGAAAAACAAGGUUGAUAGAAAGGCGAGCCCGCUUUGUGUGCGCCAGGGUGCGCACGACACCUCAUCCACGCUUCAGCCUCCUCUCACAGGCGCAGUGGAGGUAGCCCACGGCGCAUGGUAGCAAGCGCUAGCAAUAAAUUUGAAUUUUUAAACAGCUACCUCAUAUAUCAAAAGAAAACAAGAACUAAAAAACAGAAAAUGCCACCUAAUUUCCCCUCCAUUUUCUCCAGCUAUUGAGCUCUGUUGCUUAGGGUUUUCUUAAAAAUUAUCUCCUCCGAUUUUCCUCCGAAUAAAUUCAUGCAUUUUGUCCCAAUUCCUCCGAAAAUAGUUCGCCAAUUUGAAAUUUUUUGAAGUCAAUUUCAUUAAUUAGGGUUUUCAGACAUUUAUUUUCCAGCUCAAUAUCUUUAUUUGAAGUUUUGAAAAUUGUCUAACAUUUCUGAGCAGAAUGAGGGUAUCUGCGUAAUGGAUUCAAGAUUCGACCUUUGGUUGAGUUUUGUUCCUCUUAUUUGAUUCUUCAUUUUGUGGGGGCUGAAGUUUGUAUAUAAAGAAAAUGCCGGGGCAAAAAUCUAAAUCUGAGAAAGGCGAUGCGGAGAAGCAGCUGCGGAGAGACCCCUACGAAGUUUUGGGAGUGAGCAGAAAUUCUACCGAUCAGGAAAUUAAGAGUGCCUACCGGAAGUUGGCUUUGAAGUACCAUCCGGACAAAAAUGCAAACGAUGUUACAGCCGCAGAUAUGUUCAAAGAGGUCACAUUCUCAUAUAACAUCUUGUCUGAUCCGGACAAAAGGCGGCAGUAUGACACAUCAGGUUUUGAGGCUGUCGAAUCAGAAGGCCAAGAACUGGAACUUGAUCUUUCAAGUUUAGGAACUGUUAACACUAUGUUUGCUGCAAUUUUUAGUAAGCUCGGAGUCCCUAUCAAGACUACUGUAUCAGCCACUGUUUUGGAGGAAGCGCUAAAUGGUGCGGUAACAAUUCGUCCUCUCCCACUGGGACAACCUUUGUGUAGGAAGGUUGAGAAGCAAUGUGCUCACUUUUAUUCUGUAACCAUAUCAGAAAAGGAAGCACAGGCAGGACUUGUUUGCCGAGUUUCUUCAUCAGAUAAGAGCAAGUUUAAGCUAUUGUACUUCGAUCAGGAAGAGAAUGGUGGACUAUGCCUUGCUUUACAGGAGGAUAGUUCAAAAGCAGGGAAGGUUACAUCUGCUGGGAUGUAUUUUCUCGGCUUCCCUGUUUAUAGAAUGGACCCUGCCCAUAACUCUGCGAUUGCAGUAAAAGAUCCUGAUGCUGCUUUCUUCAGAAAGCUGGAUGGUUUUCAGCCAUUUGAAAUAACUGAGCUCAAAGCCGGCAACCAUUAUUUUGCAGUUUAUGGCGAUAAUUUUUUCAAAAGUGUAAGCUACACUAUAGAAGUUCUUUCCGCUGAAAUCUUUUCAGAAGAGAAGGAGGAUCUUAGAUCUGUUGAAGCUCAAAUAUUGUCAAAAAGAGUGGAGCUUUCUAAAUUCGAAACUGAAUAUAGAGAGGUGCUUGCUCAAUUUACCGAGAUGACAAGUAGAUAUGCACAAGAGAUGCAAACUAUCGACGAGCUUCUCCAACAGAGGAACGAAAUACAUGCUUCUUAUACAACUGCUCCACAAAUAAAGCGCAGCAGUAGUAGUCGAAGCAAGAAUAAAGCCGCGGUGAAGGAAGGCGACGAUUGCCAAGGGAAGGACAAGAAGCAGUCGAGAGGAGAGAGAUCGAAGAAGAAGAAAUGGUACAAUCUUCACCUAAAGGGAGACAAAAAGAAGCCUUGUGGAAUGGAUUGAGUUGAGUAGUGUUGCUUCCCACUCAUCAAUCUUUUUCUGGAAUGGUCUUCCAACGAUUCUCUUGUAUUAUAGAUUGAACGUCUCAUUCAUUCUCUUUCGUGUAUUAUUAUCUUCUCUCUGUAAAAGAUUGCUACAUAGCAAUCGAGAUGUAAAAAUUGUCUAUUUGUCACAGUUAACAUAGAAUUGGAAAGUUUUGUCACAGUGGAAUAUAAUACAAUCUAUCUAUCAUGUGUUUAGAAA